AUGCCAAAAGCUACCCUUACUCGUAGUAACUCCACUCCAACAAAGAGAACAGCAGUGUCUGGUAAAGGUAGCGGAAAGAGGACACUUGUCGAUAUACUUGAUGAAGACCUCGCUGCAAAACGCAUAAAACCAAAUCAGGCUUCGUCUUCCACAGACCUUUCUCUUCUCACACAUUCAAGGUUUUUUUCCUCUCCAUUAACGUCAAAACAACAGGUGGAACAAGCCGCAGACGAUUUGAUGCCCAGUUCACGUAUCCCAUAUCCCCUAUCUGACAAAGAAAACCUCCCCGAUCGUGCCGAUAACGUUAUUGUGGUCGAAGAAUUGGACGAAAUUCUUGAUGAGCCCCCGGAUCCCGUCACACAAGAAGACGGGUACCUGUCACCUUCCCCAUCCUACUUCCGAUCGGCCACACCUGAUCUCUCUUCACCUGUACGGCCGUAUAACCCCGCACGGCAUGAUUAUGGCGACGGAGACGACUUCGGCGCGGAUAUCAUCCCCAGCCCCACGGCAGUGAGAACAGUCACGCGUGCCUUGCAUCAAUGUUUACCGCCCAAGAGAGACAAAGUUAGUAUCCUCGUUCGGGAAACGCCGCCGCCGAUGAAUGGUAUGGAUGAAAUUGAAGGACCUGACUUGCGUGAUAUUCUCAACAUUGAAGCACCUGGAGAUAUCGAUGGCAUCGAUGAUGACAUAAUUACUCUAGCAUCAUCAUCUUCUGGACCUAUUACUCCGGAAGACAGCGGUACGAAUGACGAAUUUGACAUAGAUGGAUCAGCUGAAGAAUAUACAGUGACCGAGGCAAGUGCACGUGCAAAACGCACAGAGAUAGUCGCCAACGGGUGGUGGAAUAAGUGGGCCCUGAACAAGGACCUACGCCCUUCAGUUCGUAUUAACUUUCCGUGA
This is a messenger RNA of Suillus subalutaceus, 900 nucleotides long. RefSeq lists its product as uncharacterized. Lineage: Eukaryota; Fungi; Basidiomycota; Agaricomycetes; Boletales; Suillaceae. The transcript has a single exon. The record is from RefSeq and is a predicted model, not a curated record. The coding region runs from base 1 to 900 and encodes 299 amino acids.